GAUUUGAUGACAUUCAUUAUCUCAUAUAUUUUUCUUCUGAGACUUUGACUCUUUGGGAAGUUGGAGACUUUUGUCAUGCCCGAAUCAAUCUAAGACACGCACAAUCCGGCCCAGCUUUCACGGACUCUUCUCCGCCUCGAGGCGCUUUGUUUCUUUGGAGGAAGAAAGAACAAAAUUUGAUGCAACUAUUGGAGGCUGUGGUGGAUUAGAGUCUGGUUUCUCAAGCAUUUCUGACCCAAAAUCUCAUCUGGGCAGUUCAGUUUCUUCUCAUUUCGGACAUUUGUUGUUGGGUUGAGGUGUUUUCGUUCAAUUUCUCAUCUGGGUGUAUGAGUUUUUGGGACAUUGGCAUUUGAGGAAAGCAAAACAAGUGGAGAUACGAUUAUGAUAUUGAUCCCAAUCUGGAGAGCCGAACACUGAUAAUUCAGGAAGAAACAAUGUUUCCUGGAGGUCACUUCUGCGAGGAUGUGGCUGAGAGUCAUAUUACAUUGGCCGAUUCGGAUGCAGCGACUUCAUUUGCUGAUCUAAGGACUUCUCCCUUUAGAAAAGCUCUUCCUGGUUUAAAUGGAAAUGCAGGAAUGCCAUCAAACAAGAAUGUGCAUGACCUACUUGAGUGCCCCGUCUGCAUGAAUCUAAUGUGUCCUCCAAUUCACCAGUGUCCAAAUGGCCAUACUUUAUGCUCGAGCUGUAAGACUAGAGUUCAGAACUGUUGCCCCACUUGUCGCAAUGAGCUUGGAAAUAUAAGAUGCUUGGCACUGGAGAAAGUAGCAGAGUCCCUGGAUCUCCCUUGUAGAUAUCAAAUUUAUGGUUGCCCUGAUAUAUUCCCCUACUACAGCAAGCUAAAGCAUGAGAAAGUCUGUAAAUAUCGUCCUUACAACUGCCCUUAUGCUGGAGCUGAAUGUUCUGUUACUGGAGAUAUCCAAUUCCUUAUGAUGCAUCUUAAAAAUGAUCACAAGGUUGACAUGCAUGAUGGAUCUACUUUCAACCAUAGAUAUGUUAAGUCCAAUCCCCAAGAGGUUGAAAAUGCUACAUGGAUGUUAACCAUCUUUAACUGCUUUGGCCGUCAGUUCUGUUUGCAUUUCGAAGCAUUCCACAUUGGAACAGCUCCUGUAUACAUGGCUUUCCUUAGAUUCAUGGGUGACGAUGAUGAGGCCAAGCAAUUCACUUACAGUCUCGAAGUUGGUGGCGGCGGCAGGAAGCUAACAUGGCAAGGAAUUCCAAGGAGUAUUCGUGAUAGCCAUCGAAAAGUUCGUGACAGUCAAGAUGGACUAAUCAUCCAGAGGAACUUAGCACUCUUCUUCUCAGGUGGUAGCAGGCAGGAGCUGAAGCUGAAAGUGGCCGGUCGUAUAUGGAAAGAACACUGAGAUGUAUAAUUAAAAGACUUGUUCAAUAUUGUAACCUUUUGGCUGUGAAAAAUAAAAAAUAUCAGAAGGAAAUUCAGGCAUCUGUGUAAAAGGAUCUAUCUAUUGCUUGAUAAAAUUGAAUGAGAAAUGCUCCAGAACAUGCAAUGCAAGUAUGUCAACU
Molecule: messenger RNA, 1521 nt
Organism: Argentina anserina (silverweed cinquefoil)
Lineage: Eukaryota; Viridiplantae; Streptophyta; Magnoliopsida; Rosales; Rosaceae
Product: E3 ubiquitin-protein ligase SINAT2-like
Exons: 4
Coding region: 435-1361 (308 amino acids)
Biological process (GO): ubiquitin-dependent protein catabolic process; multicellular organism development
Cellular component (GO): cytoplasm
Molecular function (GO): zinc ion binding; protein binding; ubiquitin protein ligase activity
Source: RefSeq, a predicted model, not a curated record